Molecule: messenger RNA, 1470 nt
Organism: Diversispora eburnea
Lineage: Eukaryota; Fungi; Glomeromycota; Glomeromycetes; Diversisporales; Diversisporaceae
Source: the annotation of a GenBank genome assembly
AUGGGUGCUUGUUGUUGUAAAGAUGAAGAAAUAGAUUUUGAUGCCGAAGUUGAACUUUCACAUUUUCAUUUAUUAAGAUCAGUAGGGAAAGGUGCAUUUGGCAAGGUCCGCGUUGUGCAACAUAAACAUUCAAAAAUUUUAUAUGCUCUUAAAUAUAUAAACAAAGCAAAGUGUAUAAAAAUGCGUGCUGUAGAAAACAUUAUACAGGAACGUCGUUUAUUGGAAGAGAUUGAAUAUCCAUUAGUAUGCAAUUUGAGAUAUGCGUUUCAAGAUGACGAGAACAUGUUUAUGGUUUUGGAUUUAAUGUUAGGAGGUGAUUUAAGAUUUCACUUGGAAAGGCAAGGAAAUAUGAAAGAAGAAGUUGUAAAAUUUUAUGUUGCUGAAGUAAGCCUUGGAUUGGCUGAUUUAAAACCCGAUAAUGUUCUUUUAGAUGAAAAAGGUCAUGCUCAUUUGACCGAUUUCAAUAUAGCUGUUCAUUAUAAUGAAAGAAAACCUCUCACAUCAAUUGCUGGAUCGAUGGCUUAUAUGGCUCCCGAGGUAUUAAUCAAAAAAGGAUAUUUUGAUUCAGUGGAUUGGUGGUCACUUGGAGUUGUGAUGUAUGAACUUCUCUUCAGUAAGAGACCUUUUCGUGGAAAGACCAAUUCUACGUUAACAAAUGCUAUUUUAAACGAACCCUUACAUUUUCCGGAUAAUGUUCAAGAUAUGGUUAGCAAGGAGUGUAUCGAUUGUUUAAAAAAAUUUUGCGAGAGAGACAUUUCAAAACGACUUGGCUGUGGACCAAACGGUUUAGAAAAUAUCAAAAAUCAUCCGUGGUUUAAAGAUAUUGAAUGGAGUAAACUUGAUACAAAACAGGCUAGACCACCGUUUAUCCCGGAUUCUAAGCGGGCCAAUUUUGACGCUACUCAUGAACUUGAAGAAUUACUUCUUGAAGAUAAUCCCCUUAAAGCCAAAAAGCGUGCAAAUCAAGAUAUAAGUGAACUUCCCAAAGAAAUGAGAACAAUGGAAGAAAAAUUUUUAGUAUAUGAUUUCACCAAGAUGCGUCGAAGAUGUUUUUAUAAUAAUCCAAGUACAGCAAAUUCGGAAAGAAGUCAUAGAACUAGACAAAGUGAAAGCAAAAGUAAUGGUACCUCUACAGCAGUUGAUCAUAAUUCACCAAAUCCCUUAAAUCGAAAUCAAAAUCAUAGUAAUAUGGAAACAAAUGCAUCUAAUUUACCAACUCGUCCACUAUUAGUACAUAUGCGUUCCGAAUCCGAUUUAACUGCUGUAGAUUAUAACGAAAAAAUAAAAGGGGAAAUAAAAUGUGAAAUAAAACAUGAAUCAAAAGGUGAUUGGUUAAAUGAAAAACCAAUAUCACCUCUAAAUCGAGAUAAUAACGGAAGAAUUAGUCCUAUAUCUAGUGAUUUAGAUCGAUUUUCACCACCUAUAAAUAUAAAAUCUUCAUUAUCUCCACCACCACGAAUUCAAACACCU